AUGUUACGAGACAGCGAAGCACGUGUUAAAGUUGAAGGCGACGAGCGAGAGAGAGAUGAGAUCGUGGUAAGGGUCCAGUGCGUUAACGAGAAGCAGCAGAAGAAUCUCGCGGAAUGCUGCCAGCGUCUGCUGCCAAAACUCAACGACGAAUUUGUGAAGCGGAUCGUUUUCAGCGAUGAGAAGCUCUUCUUGAUCUCUCCGUCAAUGGACAGUAAUAAGAUACGCAUAUGUACCACCCUAAAAAGGAGCUCAGCCCGAGCGGGCUGCAGUCACCACGCUCCAUCAGCCAGCGUGGCCCGAUGGUGUGGGCCGUGGGCCGGAGUCUCGUCGAACGGUAAGACGGAGCUGCUGUUCGUGGAGCCUGGGUUGAAGAUUAAUGCCGAGUACUACGUCCAAGAAGACAUUUUGCCGUCAUGUAGCCACCUUCAUCGUGACGGAAGCUUUGUGCCACAACAGGACUGGGCACAGGCCCAUGCAUCUAGGAAAACUCUCGCCUUUUUGGAUGCAAUGGGCGUGAUGUUCAAUUUUAGUAUUGUAUCGGCAACCUCACCAGUGUACAAAGGAAACCUCGCAAUGUGCCGUAUGGAUGCAGGAGACUUCGAUCCAAUGCACCCUUGCAAUCCUCAAAGUCCGUCCGAUUUUUAUUAUUGGGAAACGAACUACGAUGAUGGCACUGACGAUCGCGAUUCGAAUUCGACAUUCUACACUGUACAAGGAAAGUCAAACCAAUACGCUGUGAACUAUGUAUUCAAGCCUGUAAAGCCAGGAAGGUGA
This is a messenger RNA of Haemonchus placei, 774 nucleotides long. The record is from the annotation of a GenBank genome assembly. Lineage: Eukaryota; Metazoa; Nematoda; Chromadorea; Rhabditida; Trichostrongylidae.